CGCUAGUGUUUUAGAUUCCUUUUCAAUGUACUUUUGGUGUCUCUAUAAUUAUGCUGGGUAAAUAGAAAAUAAAUCUCAAAACAUUAUACACUUCCAACAAUUCUGCCGCCUAUCUUCUAUGAGGGUGUUUAUUCAUCAUUUUUCUUAACAAUCGUACCAGCCAUGCAGAAGUUAGCAUCAUUCAAUUGUUUCGUUUUAAAAACUUUUACGAUGCUUCAUCAUUUCGAAAUUGAUUGCUGUAUCUUGGUAAAAUCUGGAGCUUGAUAAGUUUCGUACUUCUUUUUCCGAAGAUCUCAUCUUAGGACGAAAGGCAAACCCAUACGACUACUUUUAUCUGUAUACUAGACAUUGCUAUUUGAAACCUACCCAUUCUGCUCGUACAGGAAAAUCAGUUAUUAUUUUUUUUAAACCGUUAUUGAAGCUACUACAUAACUGCAAUUUUGAAGAUUGCCGAGUUCUGCUUUUGUUUUCUCGGCGCGUAGACAUUCUAAUACUGUAAAAUAUAUUUCUGGUUUGUUUGAAUAUGUCUGCUUCUAUAAAAUCCCGUAUUCUUCCCUCUGUUAUGAAAAGAGCCAACUCUUCUUCAUCUGCUUUAAAGCAUACUCCUUUGUACGACCUUCAUGUCAAUGCAGGGGCGACAAUCGUACCGUUUGCCGGAUUUUCUAUGCCUUUGCAAUAUAAGGAUCAAACGAUCAGUGCAAGCCACAGAUGGACUCGUGAACAUUCUGGCUUGUUUGAUGUAAGCCAUAUGGUUCAGUGGUUUAUUCGCGGUGAGAAUGCUACUGCAUACCUAGAAAGUAUUACACCUUCAUCUUUAAAAGAGCUCGCUCCAUUCCACUCUACCUUGAGUGCUUUUACAAAUGAACAAGGUGGAAUCAUUGAUGAUACAAUUAUCGCUAAGCAUGAUGAUAAUACAUACUACGUUGUCACUAACGCUGCGUGCAGUGUAAAAGAUGAAGCCAAUUUAAAAAGCCAUCUUGAAAAUUGGAAAGGUGUCGAGCUUGAACGUGUACAAGAUCGUGCAUUAAUUGCAAUCCAAGGCCCCGAAACCGCGACAGUCAUUCAAAGUCUUGCACCUUCCAAUGAUUUUUCAGCGCUUAAGUUUGGUCAGUCUGCUUACGUUGAUUUCAAGGGUAUUCGGUGUCUCGUCUCUCGCGGUGGUUAUACCGGUGAAGACGGAUUUGAAAUUUCUGUCCCGGCUGAUGCUUCUAUAGAUUUUGCUCAGAGCAUUUUAGCUAAUAAAAACGUACGUCCGAUUGGUCUUGGGGCUCGUGAUACCUUGCGUUUGGAAGCAGGUAUGUGUUUAUACGGCAGCGACAUUGAUGACACCACAUCUCCUGUUGAGGGUUCACUCUCGUGGAUCGUUGGAAAACGUAGAAGAGAAGAAAAUAAUUUUAUCGGUAGUAGCCGAAUUCUGAAAGAAAUUAAAGAAGGUGCUUCUCGCCGCCGUGUGGGUUUCAUAAUUGAAAAUGCUCCGGCCCGCCAUGGUAGCAUCAUUGAAGUUGACGGAGUCCAAGUGGGCAACAUUACCUCUGGAUGUCCUUCCCCCUCUCUAAGUAAAAACAUUGCUAUGGGUUACGUUACUACUGGAUUCCAUAAGACUGGUACUUCGGUUCAUGUAAAGGUCCGUAAUAAACUUCAACCUGCUACGGUGGUUCGUAUGCCUUUCGUUCCCUCCAAAUAUUACAGAUGAUAAUUUACCCUUGAUUCUCAUUCCUUCUUGUACCUAUCCCUCACUCCUUUUCUUCCUACAUCUAUUAUUCUAAUUAAUCCAUUUGAUCGAUAUCGAGUUGUAUUUCCAGUUUUCUCGGUUCGCUUCAUUUUGUAAUUAUCAGAUUAGUUUGCUUCCUAUUUUUCUAUCACAUGAGUUUUAUAU
Molecule: messenger RNA, 1876 nt
Organism: Schizosaccharomyces octosporus yFS286
Lineage: Eukaryota; Fungi; Ascomycota; Schizosaccharomycetes; Schizosaccharomycetales; Schizosaccharomycetaceae
Product: glycine decarboxylase T subunit
Exons: 1
Coding region: 524-1693 (389 amino acids)
Biological process (GO): glycine catabolic process
Cellular component (GO): mitochondrion
Molecular function (GO): aminomethyltransferase activity; protein binding
Source: RefSeq, a predicted model, not a curated record